This is a messenger RNA of Drosophila ananassae, 908 nucleotides long. RefSeq lists its product as uncharacterized. The record is from RefSeq and is a predicted model, not a curated record. Gene Ontology annotation, biological process: DNA-templated transcription initiation. The transcript is spliced from 2 exons. Gene Ontology annotation, cellular component: transcription factor TFIID complex. NCBI's taxonomy places the organism in Eukaryota, Metazoa, Arthropoda, Insecta, Diptera, Drosophilidae. The coding region runs from base 134 to 835 and encodes 233 amino acids.
UGGAAUUCAAGGACUGUCAAGACAUUCAAGUUGGCCAGGUGAUGGGUGCCCGAAAUCUCUCAAUAACGUUUAAUUAUUGCCAUUUGACAACCCUGGCGAAAAAAUAGGCAAACAACAGCUGUCAACCAGGAUAAUGACGGAUUCUGGGAUCGAAGUGCCUCUGCAGCCCUAUGCUGGACAGCUGCUCCUCAUCAAGGAUCUCGUCAUGCCCGAUACUUCUUCUAGCAAAUCCAAGGCCAGACCUUCCUUUUUCGAACGUAGUUGCGUCCUAAAAAGGUUGCUGAGGGUUUUGGCCCAAGAAUAUCCCAACGAGGAGUUCAACAUUGAGAGUGACGACCCUCUCAUUGAAGGGUUCAUGGGGGGCCUGGAGACAUUCAUGAGAUUUACGGUUCAAAAGUCCAUAGAGCAGUGCGAGCAUCGAACUGGCUAUUUUCUAUAUAGCGACGAUCGGUGUAUUAUGAAGAACGAGAUGCGAUCGACGAUGUCCUUUCUGAAUGACCUGGAACUGGCCGACUGCGGAUCCUCGGAUGACGAUAAUGACUUUUAUCGAAGACGUCGUUAUCCGGGAUCACGGGAUCACAAGAGUCACAGCAUGCAAAUGGAUUCGAUUAAUACUACGGCUCUGAAUGCUAUUGGAGCAGUCCGGAAGCGUCCUGGGGAUGGCCAAGGGGCAGAACCUGUACUCUAUCCAGGUGUCGUUGGCAAUCUGAAUCGUCCUUUUGGUCUGCGAUGCAAAUACAUUAGCAUUCGCGAUGUGAUGCAGUUCAUGGAGGAGGACAAGCGCUUUUCCAGGAGCAAUCUCCUCUUUGAAGCGUAUUUGAAAUAUAAGCCAUAAAAAUGGUUAAUUCUCAUAUUAUAUAGCAUGGAAUAAAUUAAAACUGCUUAAGGACCCUGUUUUACCAUUUCAA